AUGUACCAUCUACAGGCCAGGGUUAUAGAGUUAGAGGCCAGGGUUAUAGAGUUAGAGGUAAGGGUUAUCUACCAGCUACAGGCCAGGGUUAUAGAGUUAGAGGUAAGGGUUAUCUACCAGCUACAGGCCAGGGUUAUAGAGUUAGAGGCCAGGGUUAUAGAGUUAGAGGUAAGGGUUAUCUACCAGCUACAGGCCAGGGUUAUAGAGUUAGAAGUAAGGGUUAUCUACCAGCUACAGGCCAGGGUUAUAGAGUUAGAGGUAAGGGUUAUCUACCAGCUACAGGCCAGGGUUAUAGAGUUAGAGGUAACGGUUAUGUACCAGCUACAGGCCAGGGUUAUAGAGUUAGAGAGACAAGUUAAAGAAGUAGCAGAGAGGAACAAGACAGAGUUAAACAAACUGACCACCAAGCUGUCCCUGGCAGAGAAGGAAGUCAUGAACAAAGAGAUCAGCUACCAUGAUGCUUACAACAAGUUUAAAGACCAGUUUCAGGCAGAAGUCAAGAAACUCAAGGCACUGUUUGAGGCUGAGUUUGAUAAGAAAGACCGCCAUGUUCGGAGGCUGGAAGAAGAAGCGGUCACGUACAGUCAGACCCUUCAUGACAGGGAGGCCAGACUGGACAAAUUGGAGAGGGAAAAUGAGAACUUCCCCCACACCCUGGUCAGUGAACACCAUUUACUGGUAGAGGAGGUGCAACACUACAGAGGGGAGCUGCAGAAAAGGUGUGCCCUGAUCACACAGUAUGUGGAAAGACAACAGUCAGAUCUCCGGGACAAGAAUGCUAAACAGAAGUGUCAGACCAUCACAAACAUGUGCACAGAAAUGAUGGAGGAAAUGCAUAACCAACGUUACGUGUGCUCUGUGUGUCACACCAAGAGAAGGUCCCAUCUGAUCCAGCCCUGUGGACACUAUAACAGCUGUGAGACAUGUCUGUUACAGUUAACGGGUUGUCCUCUCUGCAAGGAACCCAUACAGCAAAAGAUCAAAGUUUAUGAAUAGCUUUGAAUUGUGAUACUUGGCUAGUCCAUGUGAACUUUCUUAAAGAUUCCAAAGGAUAUUGAACAUUCCUAACACAAUCAUGAAAAAUGUUACAUUGAGCUAUUUUUAAAAGAUUUUGUAGUGCUGCAUGGGUAUAGCAUCAAAGGGUACUUCAAAAGUGAAAUUUUACAGCUAGGAUGCAAUUAAAAGUUUUAUUUUGCAUAGAAACUAUGCAGUUAUAUAUAAUU
Molecule: messenger RNA, 1223 nt
Organism: Branchiostoma floridae (Florida lancelet)
Lineage: Eukaryota; Metazoa; Chordata; Leptocardii; Amphioxiformes; Branchiostomatidae
Product: RING finger protein B-like
Exons: 8
Coding region: 1-996 (331 amino acids)
Source: RefSeq, a predicted model, not a curated record